GAUCCGAUUUUUUUACUUAUAAACAAAAAGUUUUGACUUGCAGUUUAAUGCUUAUUUACAAGUUAAGUAGCAAAAAUUUUUAACCAUGUCUGACGCAGCAGCUAAAGGAGGAAAACAGGCACCUAAAGUAGCCAAGAAAGGUGAAAAAAGAGCCGGCAAAAAAGGAGGAAAGAUUGGUGGAACUGGUGAAAAGAAACGCAAGAGAAAGAGAAAGGAAAGUUAUGCUAUUUACAUCUACAAUGUUUUGAAACAAGUUCACCCAGAUGUCGGAGUUUCAAGCAAAGCUAUGAGCAUCAUGAACUCAUUUGUCAACGACAUCUUUGAGCGCAUUGCUUCCGAAGCUUCGCGUUUGGCUCUUCAAAACAAAAAGUCGACCAUCUCUUCUCGUGAAAUUCAAACCGCAGUACGUCUUCUCUUGCCUGGAGAACUUGCAAAACACGCAGUCAGUGAAGGAACAAAAGCCGUCACAAAAUACACAAGCAGCAAGUAAACCAACGUCUACCAAACACAAACGGUCUUUUUUAAGACCACACAUCUUUAAAAAAACAUUUACUUGGCGUCACUACAAGUUAACCGAAGUUAAUAAAACUUCUAAAUAAUGUGCUUAAGAACACUAGCCUACAUUUAAAAUACUUCCCCAUGUGUGUGUGUGGAUUAGCUUCACUUUUCAUACGUAUUAUUAGCUGUACUUGCAGAAAAGACAAGUACAUUGAUCCAUGUUAUUGCUUACAUUUAACUUAACCCAGCUUUUCACGGAAACACUCC
This is a messenger RNA of Hydractinia symbiolongicarpus, 765 nucleotides long. Its product is annotated as histone H2B, gonadal-like. Gene Ontology annotation, molecular function: DNA binding; protein heterodimerization activity; structural constituent of chromatin. Gene Ontology annotation, cellular component: nucleosome. The transcript has a single exon. Lineage: Eukaryota; Metazoa; Cnidaria; Hydrozoa; Anthoathecata; Hydractiniidae. The record is from RefSeq and is a predicted model, not a curated record. Bases 86 to 490 code for a protein of 134 amino acids.